AGCCUCGCUGUGAGUGCGCACUCUCUCCGGUUGCGGUCCGAGCGCGGGACUUGGCCCGGAGCGCAGGCGGCAGGUGCCUUGGCUCGGGGGCGGCCCGCCGGAGCUUGCGCUCCUGGCUCGGGUUCUCGCCGGGUGCUGGGACCUAGCUCGCCGGGUGGGAGGCGCUCGGGUCCGUGCAGGCUGCUCCAGCCGGCUGCCUGGGGCAGUUUUCCCUGUUAGACCCGGCGCCAGCCCUGCGCUCACCCUGCUUCUUGUGGAUCUCGAGAGCGCAGCGCGCUGUUUACACCAGAGCCCUACUAGUCACUCAGCCGCACCCCUCCAAAAGCGCGAAUCCAAGGCAGCACUUUUCGGGCUCAGGCACCCCCAGUGUGGGCUGGAGGGAGCGAGCGCCGUUUAUCCAGGAGGGCGCGCACCUCGCCAGACUGGGGGCAGCCUUUGUCUUGGGUUUAUCGCGGAUGCGCUCAAACCUGUGCGAGGCUCGCUGCAACUGUUGGGCUCAAUCCUGGCUCCCGGCACUGGGCCGGCUCGGGGAGAGAUUCCAUUGUGUUCCUGCGGCAGGUGGGAUUGAGACUGGGAUUUAAAACGCCGGAAGGGUCCUGCGCGCUCACGGGAAAUGUAUGCAAGAAAAGUUGUGAGAGUUUAUACCAGUCCAUUCUGCUGUGAUUAAACAAGACACUGCUGUAUUUUACCUGAGCUUGGCAAAGCAAGGAUAUGAACAAUUGUGCAGGUGGGCUACUCGGGGUGAGUGAAGAGAUCAGGCAUCCAAUCAGGGAUUGGCAACCUGCAGCUGUGCCAAUAUGCCCCUCCACCAGAUUUCCGUAAUCCCAGCCCGGGAGACUGCCAGCAAUGGGAGAAGUUCAAUGGGCAGAAACAAAGAGAAGAACAAGGAAGUCGAGAAUUUCAGAAAUUGAAAAGGGAAAAGAGGAAGGAGAAAAUGCUGGGCUGGUGUGAAGCGAUAGCCCGGAACCCUCACAGAAUCCCAAACAACACAAGAACACCUGAGAUCCCAGGGGAUUUGGCUGAUGCCUCACAAACCUCCACAUUGAAUGAUAAAUCCCCAGGGCGAUCUGCUAGUCGAUCAAGUAACAUUUCAAAAGCCAGCAGCCCCACCACAGGGACAGCUCCCAGGAGCCAGUCAAGGCUGUCUGUCUGUCCAUCCACUCAGGACAUCUGCAGGAUUUGUCAUUGUGAAGGGGACGAAGAGAGCCCCCUCAUCACACCCUGUCGCUGUACAGGGACCCUGCGCUUCGUCCACCAGUCUUGUCUCCACCAGUGGAUCAAGAGCUCAGACACACGCUGCUGCGAGCUCUGCAAGUAUGACUUCAUCAUGGAGACCAAGCUCAAGCCCCUUCGAAAGUGGGAAAAACUACAGAUGACCACAAGUGAAAGGAGGAAAAUCUUCUGCUCUGUCACAUUCCAUGUCAUCGCCAUUACCUGUGUGGUUUGGUCUUUGUAUGUGUUGAUAGAUCGGACAGCAGAGGAAAUCAAGCAAGGCAAUGACAAUGGUGUCCUUGAAUGGCCAUUUUGGACAAAACUGGUUGUGGUGGCCAUUGGCUUCACAGGAGGUCUUGUCUUCAUGUACGUACAGUGUAAAGUCUACGUUCAGUUGUGGCGCAGGCUGAAGGCCUACAACCGUGUGAUCUUCGUGCAGAAUUGUCCAGAUACUGCCAAUAAACUGGAGAAGAACUUCUCAUGUAAUGUAAACACAGACAUCAAAGAUGCAGUGGUCGUGCCUGUAUCACAAACAGGUACAAAUUCACUACCAACUGCAGAGGUUGCUCCUCCAGAAGUUAUACCAGUUUGAUGGGACUAGUUGGGAGUUUCUUCACCCAAGAACAUCUUUGUAGCCUUCAGCCACUACAAAUGACAGAUGUGAUCCUGCAUUAUUCACUCCUUUUAUCUCCUGCUUCCCUUACUGACUUAUUUUUCCAUACUUUGCUCAAAAAUGAAAGGAGGAAAAGAAAAUCAAAUGACUCAUGAAGGAGCCUAAAGGACGAUAUGGAAACGUGAAGCUUGCUUGAGAAUGAUUUCUAAGACAAUAAAGAACCACUGGUACAGGGAAUGCUUUUAGGCAAUGAUAAAAGAUUAAAUGGACACAUGAUUUUCUUUACAGCAGCAGGGGAAAAGUUCAAGAAUACAGACUUGAAUUGCAAUGUGUAUUUCUUCUUAGGGCCUUGUAAAGUUGCCUAUUUCGUGUGGAAAUAACAAACAUAUUUGGUUUUAAGCCUGAAAUUGUCUGCAUUAUCCUUAAGUCAUAGUGGAAGCAAAGUUGGAGGAUGCGUAUUUUGAUAUACAGAUUUUUAUGGCUAUAGUGGAGUCUGGUUAUUUUGACAGAUGCAUGUUUUAAAAAUGGAUGCAACACACAUGUAAAGAUAGUAAUACCUGGAAUUACAUUUAAAUCAUGAACAAAAGACUUUUAGAGAAUGUUUGGGUUUAAUUAGCUCUGUUAAGUACUCACAGAAAUUUACAUCAAUUAUCAGGUCCUAUAUUUUAUCUGGUUCCUCUAACCCAAUGUUUGCCAACAGAAACAGGACACUGGCUACGAAUGUGGGCCACAAAUAUAAAUUUAAAAUUUCCAAGUAACCCUGUCAGAAAACAUAAAAAUAGGUAAAUACUAUUUUUGAUCAUUUAAACACUAUAAAUCAAGUUAUUUCAACAUGCCACCAAUGUAAAAAAUUAUAGAAAUUGUUUUUGAACCAAGACUUCAAAAUCCAGUGUGUACUUCCUAACACACCUCAACCUGAAUUAAUUCUAUUAGACAGUAUAACUGUAAAAUGUGAGAGUAAGCCUCUGCUUCAUUUAACUCUGAAUAUUCUAAAGCAGCCGCUUAAUUCAUUUCUUUAUGUCAAACUUUCAUUUAAAGGGCAUGAUUUUAAAAAGCACUAAAGUAAUCAAAUUAAGUAUCCUGGAUUGAAGAAUGAGAUGAAGUUACCAUUUCUCUAAAGGGGAAAAACCCCACAAAAAUAUAGAAAGAAAUCUGCCUGUAGCAAGUUGUUUGCUACUAUGAAGCAUUUAUGAUAGGGAAGUAAAAUUAAAUAUUUUUGUUAUUACAACAAAACUGUAAAGCUUUUUUAAUCCAUGACAGUCGAGUAAUUACAACGAAGAAUGCAGAUCCUAUUUUUAAAAACUGACAGUAUUUACCUUGCUCAGUUAAGAAGCAAAAAUAUUCAAGAGUCUACAAGUAACAAAUUGAGUUAUUUAGGGUUGACAUUAUUGCAUUCUUUACAUAUUCAUAUAAAACUCGAGUGUGAAUGACACUGCAGUGAACUACAUUCACAAUUGUAGAUAGUACAGUGGCAUAGUACGUAGAUAAUUUGGCAGGGGCCUGCUGAAAGAAAGGUGUUCUACAUUUUUUAAAAGGUGAUUUUUGUUAACUGUCAUAUUUAUUAUGGUGAAAAAGGCAAGGAUGGCCAUAAGAACCAAAGCAUGGUUUAUCACACUGCACAAAUUUGGGUAUCACAUUAGUGCACUUUGUAAUUUUCAAUGUGUUUGUUCUUCACAGAUUAUCAAAGGGAAAAAAGUAACAUUUUAAUGAGAAAGACAGUGUGGAUAUUAGUGGUGGUUAACAAUGGGUCCAAAUAGUCCCAUUCCUAGAAAUAAAGCAAAGGUAAACAAUGUCAAGUACGUGUGUGUGUGUGUGUGUGUGUGAUGUACUCAGGCAUAUAUGCAAGAAAAAAUUUUAAGUUGUUUAAUUGAGAAACAAAGGUUUAAAAUUCAUCUUUCUUUUUUUUUUUUUAUGGUUCUGGGGGAUCGAACUCUGGUCCUCGCACUUGCGAGGCAGGUGGUGGAACCACUAAGCUAAAUCCCCGGCCCCUAAAAUUCAUCUUUCUUAAAAAUUGUUGUAGGGGCACAGAGUAAAGGCACAGGAAAACAAAACUAAACUGGACCAAAAAUGCAACACAAUUAAAGACUUUAAAGUCAUUUAAAAAGAAUAAAAGAACUUCAAAAUUUGUAUUAACUUCUCAGAUUUCCCUUUUAAAGAUUUAAAAUAAAUACGAGUUUGAAUAACAAAGCUCUGGCUGAUUUAACCAUGGUACCACACUUAAGGGAUUAACAGUCCUUCAUCUUUCUAGUUUACUUUUUCUAAGCCAUUUUUCCUGUGGUUUAGCAAUGGCAACAUAUUGUCUAUGAAUAUUCCUGAGGAAAAAGUAGCUACCAGCAAACAAAGAAAUAUCGAUUACUCUUUUUGUCUGCUUUGGAAGACAAAGGAUUAUUUAACCUUAAUUACCACGGAAAAUACUGUUUUAAAAGUAAGAUAGCUGAGUGCAUAGCUCAUUUCACAGUGGGAGAUGAUUGGCUAAAAGGAAACCUUAUUUAUCAAAGGGUAUACUUAAACCUAAGAAAACAUUUCUAAAAUGAAAAGCAAAGAUAAGCUUUGCUAUGUUAAUAAUAAAAGAUAAUGGUGUUCUUAAACUACCAAAAUUCUCACAAAAUUACCUUUAUAGGCUUUGACUUUAUUGAAAUGAGAAUAUAGCUCCUGAACAGGAUUAAAAGUCAACAUUUAAUUCUAUUCUUCUGACCUUUCAAAACCCUAAACUGAAUUUCAUUUUUAAAAAAUCUAUUGCAGUAAAAUUUUCAUUAUAAAGCUUUCCUGCAAUGAAUGUUUAUGAUUUAAACAAUGUGAAAUGACCAUAUUCAUUUAAAAUCUAAUGUUAAUUAUUUUUUUAAAUUUCGAGUAGCAAUGAUACAUUUGUCCUUUCAAAGAAUAAAAAUAUUUGCCUUCACGGCAGUGCUUUUUGGUGGACUGAUUUACCUCUCAGAAAAACUGCUCUAUAGGACAUUAUUUUGAAGUAUGCUUACCUGCUCCUGUAAGAAAUAAAAUGGAAUUGAAACAAAGGACUGAAAUUGAGGAAUGCACUUAAAAAUCUUGGCUGUUCAAAAUAACAAGAAAAUGUAACAAGAAAAUGUGCUAUUCAUACCAUAAACCAUAGGCACUGAUGCUAUCAGUUUUUUUAACUAAAGAGCUGUCACUUUAGUUGCAGAAGGUUAAAGAUUACAUUACAAGGGAAUGAAAUUUCACAUUUUUUAAAGUGAAGAUGGAAAUGCAAAGCUUAUGCUUUUAUAUGAAAACAAAAUAAAAAUGGGAAAAAUUUUAAGUGAUCCCAACCUGGGAUACGGCAAUGCAGAAUUUGGAGUCUUUCUCACAAUGCCCCAGCACUAAAUCUCAUUCAGAGCUGCUGUUACAUGUGACAAUAAUCCCAGAGAUGGUCUCAGUUACACUGUUUCUUGUUUUGCACAAAGGCCUCAGUACCCUUAAAACAUCUAUUUCUUUGGCUGGAAAAUUAGUUUAUCAGCCUAAGGACAUCAUUAAGAAAAAUUAUAAUGGGGGUGAGGUGGGAAGGUCAUUCCAUCUGUCAGAUACAAUUUACCUUUCUUUGCCUUGCCAAUGAAUAUUUUGGAACAAAGUAGAGAUCUUUAGGCAGUAUCAUUAUUAUUGCAGUUUUUACAUAAUAAUUCUGUAAAAAUCAUACCUUAAGAUGAAAACCUUUUUUCUUUACUUAAAUCAGCCCAAUGGUGCUAUUUUACAUAUCAAUACAGAUGAAAGGAAGUACUGUUAUUUUGGGCUGCAGUGUUUCCUCCAUGUCUGAACAAGCCCAUUUUGAAAUUGGAUAUUGCAUUGAAAUGAAGAAAAAAUUAUUUUAAUUGUGUGCAAUUUUUGAGAUUGGCAUUUGUACUUUUUUUAGUUUUACCUAAUUCUCUUUCAUUAACAAUUUACUGUUUGUGAAUAAUGUGUGCUAAGACAAACUAAGGAAAAGAAAAUAAUUAUCUGUGAAAGACUUUGUAUAUUAAACAAGUGAUCCAAAUCGU
Heterocephalus glaber (naked mole-rat) is the source of this 5808-nucleotide messenger RNA. RefSeq names its product membrane associated ring-CH-type finger 1 (gene Marchf1). The record is from RefSeq and is a predicted model, not a curated record. Gene Ontology annotation, molecular function: ATP binding; zinc ion binding; protein serine/threonine kinase activity. NCBI's taxonomy places the organism in Eukaryota, Metazoa, Chordata, Mammalia, Rodentia, Bathyergidae. Gene Ontology annotation, biological process: protein phosphorylation.